UUAGAGAUUGUGGAGGCAAGUCGUGUGGCACAAGAAGUGAAGCAUCCUUUCAGAAACCUCCUUAAGCGUAGGAACAUGCCUCAGUUGGUCAUUGCAAUUUGGAUGCAGAUUUUCCAGCAAUUCACUGGCAUUAACGCAAUCAUGUUCUACGCUCCAGUUUUGUUCCAGACCUUGGGAUUUAAGAGUGAUGCUUCCCUCUACUCAGCUGUUAUCACAGGAGCUGUCAAUGUCCUCUCAACCGUUGUAUCAAUAUACUUUGUCGACAGAGCUGGUCGGCGCGUGCUAUUGUUAGAAGCCGGUGUCCAAAUGUUCCUUUCUCAAAUGGUGGUUGCAAUAAUAAUGGGACUCAAAGUGAAGGAUCACUCUAACAACCUUGGCCAUGGCUUGGCAAUUAUUGUGGUGGUUAUGGUUUGCAGUUUUGUUUCAUCCUUCGCGUGGUCUUGGGGACCUCUCGGGUGGUUGAUACCUAGCGAAACGUUCCCAUUAGAGGCCCGCUCAGCAGGCCAGAGUGUGGCUGUCUGUACCAACAUGCUCUUCACCUUUAUCAUAGCACAGGCCUUCCUCUCAAUGCUUUGCAACAUGAAGUUUGCCAUUUUCCUCUUCUUCACAUUUUGGGUAUUUGUCAUGACAAUUUUCGUUGUGGUCUUAAUUCCUGAGACAAAGGGUGUCCCUAUUGAAGAGAUGACAGAAAGAGUUUGGAAGCAACACUGGUUCUGGAAGCGAUUCAUGGAUGACUUUGAGGAUGAUCCUAAGGGCAAGUUGCAUGCUUGAACUAUCUGAAUUCAGAUAGUUUAUUAUCUGCUUGGUGGUUUAUUAGAUUUUAUAAGGAGGCUUAAGAAUUCUUCUUUGGUUCUAGUAGCCUCACAACACGCCCUCUCUGCUUGCCAAAUAAUCUGCUAAUUUAUUUUCUGAGAGGCACUAUUUGAACAAAAUGUAUUCCUGC
This is a messenger RNA of Prunus avium (sweet cherry), 943 nucleotides long. Lineage: Eukaryota; Viridiplantae; Streptophyta; Magnoliopsida; Rosales; Rosaceae. The record is from RefSeq and is a predicted model, not a curated record.